Cicer arietinum (chickpea) is the source of this 3439-nucleotide messenger RNA. Its product is annotated as 1,4-alpha-glucan-branching enzyme 3, chloroplastic/amyloplastic. The record is from RefSeq and is a predicted model, not a curated record. Gene Ontology annotation, cellular component: cytoplasm. Gene Ontology annotation, biological process: glycogen biosynthetic process. Lineage: Eukaryota; Viridiplantae; Streptophyta; Magnoliopsida; Fabales; Fabaceae. Gene Ontology annotation, molecular function: hydrolase activity, hydrolyzing O-glycosyl compounds; 1,4-alpha-glucan branching enzyme activity; cation binding.
CUUGUUGUGUGAGUCGACUCAAAAACCUCUCUUGAACCCAACAACACAACACAGUCCGUAGCGCAUUCUUCGCUACUGUGUUUUUCUGUUUCUUCCUUAUCCAUUUCUCAAAAACACCAUGACAACCCUUUCAGUUCCACUCAACAUCUUCUUCUUCCAUCAAUUUCAAACCACACACACGUCUUCAUUUCUUCAUCACUCUCAAACCGUUACUUUUUCCCCUAGAAAAACCGUCGUUAAAACCGCUUGUUCCUCUUCACAACAAAACCCACAACAACGCCAAAAGCAUCAUAAGAAGAAACAGUUCAAUGAUAAUAUCGAUGACAUUGAUUCUGAUGAAGAAAAGGGUUUGGACCCUAUUGGUUUUCUUUCCAAACGUGGAAUUUCCAAUAAAGCAUUUGCUCAGUUUCUUCGUGAAAGGUAUAAAGCGUUGAAGGACCUGAAAGAUGAAAUUUUGAAACGGCACAUGAACUUCAAGGAGAUGGCUUCUGGGUUUGAGUUAUUGGGAAUGCAUCGUCAUCCAGAACAUCGGGUGGAUUAUAUGGAAUGGGCUCCAGGGGCUCGCUAUUGUGCAAUUACUGCUGACUUUAAUGGCUGGUCACCUACAGAAAAUUGUGCGAGAGAGCAUUACUUUGGCCAUGAUGAUUACGGAUACUGGUUUAUUAUUCUUGAAGAUAAGCUGAGAGAGGGAGAAGAGCCAGAUGAACUCUACUUUCAGCAGUAUAACUAUGUAGACGAUUAUGAUAAAGGGGAUAGUGGAGUCACCAUUGAAGAGCUCUUUAAGAAGGCAAACGAUGAGUAUUGGCAACCAGGAGAAGACCGUUACCUAAAAAACCAUUUCGAAGUUCCCGCUAAGUUGUACGAGCAGAUAUUCGGUCCUAAUGGACCUCAAACCAUGGAAGAGUUAGGAGACAUGCCAGAUGCAGAAACAAGGUAUAAGGAAUGGGCAGCAGAAAAUGGACCUUCCCCUUAUGCCGUGAUUGAUAAUGGAAAGAAUUACGACAUAUUUAAUGUGACAGUUGAUCCCCAAUGGCAAGAGAGAAUUCGGGAACUGAAACCUCCUUUAGCGUACUGGCUUGAGACACGUAAAGGAAGGAAGGCAUGGUUGAAAAAGUACAUUCCUGGCAUUCCUCAUGGCAGCAAGUACAGGGUUUACUUUAACACUCCAAAUGGACCAUUGGAGCGCGUACCUGCUUGGGCUACCUAUGUGCAACCAGAAUUAGAUGGUAGGCAAGCUCAUGCAAUCCACUGGGAACCACCUCCUGAACACGCAUACAAAUGGAAAAAUAAAAGCCCCAAAAAACCAAAAGCAUUGCGAAUAUAUGAAGCUCAUAUUGGAAUUAGUGGAUCUGAGCCAAAAAUAUCCUCAUUCAAUGAUUUCACAGAUAAGAUUCUUCCUUACAUAAAAGAAGCUGGAUACAAUGCAAUCCAGUUGAUUGGAGUUGUCGAACACCAGGAUUAUUUUACUGUUGGUUACAGAGUUACCAAUUUUUAUGCUGCUAGUAGUCGAUAUGGCACUCCUGAUGACUUCAAGCGAUUAGUUGAUGAGGCACACGGACUAGGAUUGCUUGUCUUCAUGGAAAUUGUUCAUUCAUAUGCAGCUGCAGAUGAGAUGGUUGGAUUGUCGAUGUUUGAUGGAUCUAAUGACUGUUAUUUUCAUUCUGGUAAACGGGGGCAACACAAGUUCUGGGGAACCAGAAUGUUCAAAUAUGGCGACCUUGAUGUUCUGCAUUUCCUUCUAUCAAACUUGAACUGGUGGAUUGUGGAGUAUCAAAUUGAUGGUUUCCAGUUCCAUUCACUUUCAUCUAUGAUAUAUACUCACAAUGGUUUUGCUUCUUUUACUGGUGACUUGGAAGAGUACAGCAACCAAUAUGUUGACAAGGAUGCACUAUUAUAUCUUAUCUUGGCCAAUGAGAUACUACAUGUUCUUUACCCAAAUAUUGUGACAAUAGCAGAAGAUGGAACUUAUUAUCCUGGAUUAUGUGAGCCAACUUCUCAAGGUGGACUGGGAUUUGAUUACUAUGUCAACCUUUCUGCGCCAGAGAUGUGGUCAACUUUUCUUGAGACUGUUCCUGACCAUGAAUGGAGCAUGACUAAGAUUGUUAACACAUUAAUAUCCAAAAAGGAAUAUGCUGAUAAAAUGCUCUUGUAUGCGGAAAAUCACAACCAGUCCAUAUCUGGAAGGAGGUCAUUUGCAGAAGUAUUGUUUGGUGAAAUUGACAAGCAUUCGGAACACUAUAAGGAGUCUUUAUUGAGGGGAUCUUCAUUACAUAAAAUGAUCAGAUUGAUCACAUUAACAAUUGGCGGGCGUGCCUAUAUGAACUUCAUGGGAAAUGAAUUUGGGCAUCCAAAGAGAGUUGAGUUUCCCAUGUCGAGCAACGACUUCUCAUAUUCGCUUGCUAAUCGUCAGUGGGAUCUUUUGGAAAAAGAUGGAGUUCACCAUGAUUUAUUUACCUUCGAUAAGGACAUGAUGAAGCUAGAUGAAAAUGAGAGAGUGCUCUCGCGAGCUUUUCCAAUCUUUCACCAUGUUAAUGACAGUUCAAUGGUCAUAUCUUACGUCAGAGGCCCCCUUCUCUUCAUUUUCAAUUUUCAUCCAACAGAUUCUUAUGAUAGUUACACUGUAGGUGUAGAAGAAGCGGGGGAGUAUCAACUUAUUCUGAACUCAGAUGAAAUAAAGUAUGGAGGUCAGGGGAUCCUUAAAGAAGACCAAUAUUUUCAAAGAACUAUAAGUAGAAGAGUCGAUGGCCAUCGAAACUGCAUAGAGGUGCAACUCCCUAGCAGAACUGCUCAGGUUUACAAGUUAAAGAGGAUUUUAAGAAUAUGAAGCAUGCUGCAACAUCUGAGGGGUAUCUAUAAACCAGAACUUGAUCACAUUUAAAGACCGACAACUUUCUUCGGCAUCUCUAAUGUUGCAAGAAAAAUUAAAGGGUAAAUAUGAUCCACAACAUACCUGUGCAUGGAAGUUCAGAACAAAUGAAUCCUAGAUUGAUGGAGAUGCAAGGUACUGGAAUAUGGCACAGCAUAUUCUAAUUAUGCUUGUAAAGUAAUAAACCCUACCGAUCAUAUACUACAAAUGGGAUAAUUUUGUAAAGAGUUACUAGAAAAUCUCAGAACAUCAUGACGUUGUUUGAUUUAUGUAGCUGACUGUAUUUAGUGGGAUAAGGCUUGGUUGUUGUUGUUGUUGAGUUACUAGAAAAUCUACAUUUAUGAUAUAGUUCAUAUAGGAGAAGGAACUUAUGAGAUAGGACUUUAUUUUUUAGCUCCAUAUUCAUAGUGUAAAGAGGAGUAACUAAAAUAUUCAGUUGCUCUAGGAUUGAAUGUCCUGUAAGUCAUACCUGAAUUAUCUGUAUAUUAUUGAUUCAGUUCAUUUGUUGUAAGGUAUAUGUAAAUUUCCUGAUUUGAUGAUGCAUCAGUUAUGGUAGAUGGAUGAUUAUCACAA